Panthera uncia (snow leopard) is the source of this 2565-nucleotide messenger RNA. RefSeq names its product F-box and WD repeat domain containing 5 (gene FBXW5). Gene Ontology annotation, molecular function: protein binding. NCBI's taxonomy places the organism in Eukaryota, Metazoa, Chordata, Mammalia, Carnivora, Felidae. The record is from RefSeq and is a predicted model, not a curated record. Gene Ontology annotation, biological process: protein ubiquitination. Gene Ontology annotation, cellular component: Cul4-RING E3 ubiquitin ligase complex; SCF ubiquitin ligase complex. The transcript is spliced from 8 exons. Bases 127 to 2055 code for a protein of 642 amino acids.
CUAGCUGCCGUGCAAGGCCGCCGCCCCUCCCGGCCGCCUGGGGCGCUGUUUCGAGCGAGCUCGGUGCGCGCAGGCGCGGCAACUGCCGAUGCAGGCUGCCGGGUGCUCGGCGUUCUGUGGCUAUCGAUGCCUCAGGGCUCGAGGCGUCAGCCUGGCGGGCUCCAUCAUAGAGACGCGGCGGCAGGAGCGGCGGGGCGGAAGCGGGUCCGCCGGCCGAGGCCGGGCGCCGGGCCGGGGGCUGCACAGCCGGGCAGAGGCGGCCGCGGGCUGCCCGGGCAGAAUGUCACAAUGGACGAGGGGGGUGCGCCCCUGCUCCCUGACAGCCUCGUCUACCAGAUCUUCCUGAGCUUGGGCCCGGCCGACGUGCUUGCUGCUGGGCUGGUGUGCCGCCAGUGGCAUGCCGUGUCCCGGGAUGAGUUCCUGUGGAGGGAGCAGUUCUACCGCUACUACCAGGUGGCCCGCGACGUGCCCCGGCACCCAGCGGCCACAUCCUGGUAUGAAGAGUUUCGGCGGCUCUACGACACGGUGCCCUGCGUGGAAGUGCAGACGCUCAAGGAGCACACGGACCAGGUCCUGCACCUCAGCUUCUCGCACUCGGGCUACCAGUUUGCUUCCUGCUCCAAGGACUGCACGGUGAAGAUCUGGAACAACGACCUGACCGUCUCGCUGCUGCACAGCGCGGACAUGCGGCCCUAUAACUGGAGCUACACCCAGUUCUCCCAGUUCAACCAGGACGACUCGCUGCUGCUGGCGUCCGGGGUGUUCCUGGGGCCCCACAACUCCUCGUCUGGUGAGAUCGCAGUCAUCAGCCUAGACAACUUCGCCCUGCUGUCCCGCGUGCGCAACAAGCCGUACGACGUGUUUGGCUGCUGGCUCACGGAGACCAGCCUGAUCUCGGGGAACCUGCACCGCAUCGGAGACAUUACCUCCUGCUCAGUGCUCUGGCUCAACAACGCCUUCCAGGUGCGGGCGCGUGUGCCCCCUGCGGCUGUCGCCUCCUCGGCCUGCUGCCCACCUGCUGUCUCCCACCCCCAGGACGUGGAGUCCGAGAACGUCAACGUGGUAAAGCGGCUCUUCAAGAUCCAGAACCUUAACGCCAGCACCAUCCGCACGGUGAUGGUGGCCGACUGCAGCCGCUUCGACAGCCCGGACCUCCUGCUGGAUGACGGUGCCACCCCCGGCCGCGUCUUCGACCUGGGCGGCGACAGUGAGGACGAGGCGGUGGGCCCGGGGCCGGCUCCGGCCCGCACCAAGGAGGGCUUGCGGCGCUUCCUGGACGGGCUCCUGGACGGGCAGGCGCAGCCCCAGCUGUCAGAGCACGCGCUGGAGACGCAGGUGGCCGAGCUGCUGGCCCAGGGCCGCACCAAGCCCCCCGAGCACAGCACAGACGCUGCCCGCAAGCUCCUCGUCUUCACCACGGGCUGCCUCACCUACUCGCCGCACCAGAUCGGCAUUAAGCAGAUCCUGCCACACCAGAUGACCACGGCCGGGCCUGUGCUGGGUGAGGGGCGGGGCUCAGAUGCCUUCUUUGACGCCCUGGACCACGUCAUCGACGUGCACGGACACAUCAUCGGCAUGGGCUUGUCCCCGGACAACAGGUAUCUGUACGUGAACAGCCGAGCCUGGCCGAGCGGUUCUGUGGUGGCCGACCCCAUGCAGCCACCGCCCAUCGCAGAGGAGAUCGACCUGCUGGUGUUUGACCUCAAGACCAUGCGGGAGGUGAAGCGGGCUCUGCGGGCCCACCGCGCCUACACACCCAACGACCAGUGCUUCUUCAUCUUCCUGGAUGUCAGCAGGGACUUCGUGGCCAGCGGGGCCGAAGACCGGCACGGCUACAUCUGGGACCGGCACUACAACAUCUGCCUGGCGAAGCUGCGGCACCAGGACGUGGUCAACUCUGUGGUCUUCAGCCCCCAGGAGCAGGAGCUGCUGCUGACGGCCAGCGACGACGCCACCAUCAAAGCCUGGCGUUCGCCGCGCACCGUGCGCAUCCACCAGGCCCCGCGUCCUCGUCCCCACCCGUUUUUCUCCUGGUUUGCCAGCCAGAGGCGCUGAGGGGGGCGCUGGCCGACCGGAGCGUCCCGGGUGCCCUUGGGCCGCCGGGACCCGCCGAAGACGCCAGAGGCCCACAGCCCCUUCCCAAGGGUCCGGCCGCUGCCCAGACCGUGUGGUGGGCAGAGAAGCCGGGAACAGAACUGCCUCAGGGAGGGGGUUCAGCGGGGCUGCAGACGGGGCAGCCUGACCCCCGCCCGCCACGCUCACGCCCCACGCCACCUCCCACGGCCAUGACGUCCAGCACCGGGGCAGCCUCCUGGCUGGCGUGGGAUGCACCGGACGCUGGGGGCCCCACCCUUCACCCACUCUUUUUCCCCAGGGCCUGGGUCCUGGGGCGUCAGCACCACACGUGACCCGUGGCUGGCCCCGUGCGCCCCGAGCGGUGUUUCCUCAGGGAAUCGGUCUGUGCGGCAGCGGGGCCGACGGCACGGGUCAGUCUGCCGUGGGCCCAGGCAAACUGCAUGUCACCGGUCACCCGUUUGGGGCCCAAAUAAACAGCUGGCAACAGCA